This is a messenger RNA of Bacidia gigantensis, 2187 nucleotides long. RefSeq lists its product as uncharacterized. The record is from RefSeq and is a predicted model, not a curated record. The transcript has 3 exons. Gene Ontology annotation, molecular function: metal ion transmembrane transporter activity. NCBI's taxonomy places the organism in Eukaryota, Fungi, Ascomycota, Lecanoromycetes, Lecanorales, Ramalinaceae. The coding region runs from base 1 to 2187 and encodes 728 amino acids. Gene Ontology annotation, cellular component: membrane. Gene Ontology annotation, biological process: transmembrane transport; metal ion transport.
AUGGACUCCCAGAGCUCGAAAGAGUCGAAAGAGGAAACUGCGUGGAAUCCGCAUAUGCUACAGCCCCUUGAACAUGUUCAGACUCGAAGCACGUCUCCGAAGUCCUUGUUGUCAGACCGGAGGCAUUCUUCCUCUGCCAGUACCUCCACCAGAUCGACAGGGGAUGACCUAGACUCCAACAGUUCUCGCGGCCGUCGCUCAAGACCUUCUGUGACGGCAAGCUCGGCCAACCUGAUUACUCUUCGCGAAAGAAGGGAGCAGCGAGAUAGUCAAUUGAGUACAUUGCGAGAAUUGACUGAGCAGCGAGACGAGCGCGCUCUCUCCGGCAACUCAUCAGUGACUUUCACCCCCAGCCAGGAUAGACCCUCGCUUGUAUCGCCGCUUUCAUCCGAGAAGUUCAGGCUCGGAUCGGAAGAGAAAGUGGUCCUCCAAUCAUUCAGUAAAGUUGUCUCCAGAAAUGUUGACAAAGAAGAAGCACGGCAACAGCAGCUUGACAGGUACAAUCAAGAGAACGAAGUCCAGCGAGAGAUUUACCGGCGUCUUGUGAAAUGGGAAGAUACGAAACAUGUUGGAUGGACCGACUAUAUGCUGUCGUGGUUGCUGCAGCAUUUUCGACAUUCUCCGAUUCCGGACUCAGAGGAGCUGAAGUCUUUAGCCCGUCAUUAUUAUCCCCCACGAUCGGAAUUGAAAUGCCAUGUCUGCGACUUUGGGCCUGGCAAAGCGGAGCACAAGGUCGUUGAUCUAGGCCAAAUCGAAGAGUAUAUGGUUGUCAAACCGGACUGGGCGGACGUCCGAUGGGUUCAUUGCCCAUUAGGCCUAGGUCUGAUGCAUUCAUCCGUAGAGGAUAUCUUUAUGCACGAAGGCGAGAUUGGCCGAUCGUUUGAAAACGCAGGGAGAUCAGGUUUCCCUUACUUGGAGACCGAAAUCUUAAACUUCAGACACCGGGAAAACUUUCAGGAGAUGCGGGAUGUCUACUUACUGUUACGAGAUCGAGACGAGCUUGAUGAUGAUCUCAAUGAAUCUACAUGGAAAGCCGAUCAUAACGCGAGCCUCCAUACCGACAUCGAUUGGCGAGCAAAACAUUUGGCUACCAAGCCGAAUUUCUGGAAUUUGGUAAGCUCUGACAUGCCCUGGCAACUAUCCGAAGGCUUGUCUAUGGGAGCUAUGACACCCAAGUUUGGACUUCAGGCCAUCUCUCGCAAGGUAGAAGACCAAAUCUUAUCCAUGUUUCCGUUCUACGAAGACGCGCAGCUGGUUCGAGAUCCAUUUCGAGCCUUCCAUCGUGGUGACGGGUUUCUUCUCACUCUUUCUCCGAUGGGUGGCGUCAACUACCUGGACAAAAGCUUCUCGGAACAUCUAGCCGAACCGUUGGAUGCAAUGUUCGAGAACGACGAUGCGUCCGCGGUUGGUCAUUCCUACCAAGCCUUUGCUGAAAGUGGUACGGACAGCUGGCACCGAAGAAAUGUAGAAUGGUUCCUUAUCUAUCUAAUGACCGAAGUCGGCACCACACCCCACCCAAUGCGCCAGGGUUUCAAUGCCCCAACAGUAGACAGCGCUUACAGUUCUGUAAUCCAGGAGCUAAAGCGACAGCGUUUUGAUGAAUGGCAGCCCAAAGUGACUGUGACCUUAGUGCGGAAGUAUCUGAAUUGCCUGGACGAGUUGACUUACAUCACGCUCAAUCUCAAGAAGAAGAUGAGCAUGUUCAAAGCUGCCCAACUAGACAUUAAGUCGUUCGAGCUCGAAGACAAGGACAGAGGAAAUCUGCCGGAUAAUCCGGACGGUGAAAGCGCGUUGCAGAGGCUGGAGUGGGCGAUCACGACAAUCAAAAAUGACUCGGAAUACUUUGAGCGCCUUUUGAUUGAUUUGAAGCAAUCACUCGAUGCGCUCUUCCAGAUCCGCUCCAUCGAACAAAAUGACAUGCAGAUCGUUUCUGACUCUCAAAACAAAGCGAUUCUGGUGUUCACCGGUGUUACCACCGUCUUUCUCCCCCUGUCUUUCUUUACGUCUUAUUUUGGAAUGAACCUUGAAGGUAUCGCCAAUACAAAAGAAUCUCAAGGGUAUUUCUGGAAGGUCUGUGGGACGGUGGCUUUCUUGAUCGUGCUUGUCAUCACCUUCGGAGCUUUCAGCCAUCAUCUGAGACGGGUGAGCAGACAACGAAUGAGAAAGUCGGGUGCUAUAGGUAUAUGA